This is a messenger RNA of Nanorana parkeri, 2547 nucleotides long. Its product is annotated as extracellular calcium-sensing receptor-like. Gene Ontology annotation, biological process: G protein-coupled receptor signaling pathway. The coding region runs from base 1 to 2547 and encodes 848 amino acids. The record is from RefSeq and is a predicted model, not a curated record. Lineage: Eukaryota; Metazoa; Chordata; Amphibia; Anura; Dicroglossidae. The transcript has 6 exons. Gene Ontology annotation, cellular component: membrane. Gene Ontology annotation, molecular function: G protein-coupled receptor activity.
AUGUCUCAGGCUUUGUCCCAGUGCCAGCACUCCGAGCAGCAGUUACCUGCUUACCUGCAUGACGGACAAAUCAUUAUCGGCGGACUUAUUCCUGUACAUGAAAAGACCGUCAAACAAACGCUGAAAUAUAAGACGAAGCCGCCACUCAGAACCUGCGAAAAGUUUUACACCGAGAAAUAUCAGUACGUUCUUGCAAUGUUAUUUGCCAUCAACGAGAUCAACGCCAACCCAACACUGAUGCCGAACCUCACUUUGGGAUACGAGGUUUAUGACUCCUGCUACUCGGAUGCCGCGGCUGUGGACAGCGUCAUGUCUUACCUGUCCAGAAAACAAUCCAAAGUGCCAAAUUACAGCUGUGCGUCAGCGCCUCCAAAACUGUCCGCGGUGGUGGGGGACUCUCCGUCCUCCGGCUCCAUUGCUGUCGCUCGCAUACUUGGGCUCAUAAAGUUUCCACAGAUCAGCUACGCCUCAGCCCUUCCAACACUGGCCGACAAAAUCCAAUUCCCUUCUUUUGUACGGACUGUCGGUACUGUAGACUCGCAGCCUGUCGCGGUGGUGGAGAUGAUCAAGCAUUUCAACUGGUCUUGGGUUGGCAUAGUGUCCUCCAAUAAUGACUACGGAGACCAAGGGAGCCAGAAACUGAGGACUGAAAUGGCCAAGAAUGGCAUCUGCGUUGCCUUUGCCAAAACCUUAUCGACUCCGCCAACAAAAGGAAGCCUGGACAGCCUCAUCAGCGCCAUACACAAAACAAAGACCAACGUCAUCGUCCUCUACGCUUACGCCACAGAGCUGAUCGCUUUCUUUCAGGCCGUCAUUGACAGCAAAAUAGCUGGAAAAAUCUGGAUUGCCGUCGGCAGUUGGCUGCCCUCGGCCGUCUUUACGCAAAAGGAACUGUGGGCGACGCUGAACGGCACCAUCGGCCUUGCCAAGUACAGCGCUAAUAUUCCCGGUUUUGGAGACUUUCUGUACAGUAUAAAUCCUGCCAAAUAUCCAAACGAUAUAUUUAUUAGGGAAUUCUGGGAGCAGGCCUUUAGAUGUAAGUGGAGGGAAAAUUCCUCGACUUACGGAGUCAAUACAACCUUCUGCACCGGCAAGGAGGACUUGACGAGACUGGACAGCUCUGUGUAUGACACAGCCAACUUUCGUCUGGCCGUGUCCGUUUACACUGCUGUGUAUGCCGUGGCCCAUGCCAUACAUGAUAUGAUGUCAUGCCAGUCUGGAAGGGGACCAUUUUGGAAUGGAUCUUGUGCCAACUUCAAGAACUUCCAACCGUGGCAGCUUUUCUACUACAUUAAGUACGUGCAGUUCAUAAACAGCAAUGGAGAGAGGGUGGCUUUCGAUGAGAAAGGAGAACUGAAGGGGCUUUACGAUGUUCUGAACUGGCAUAUGUCUCACGACCUGAAAGGAGGUCUGGUCAAGGUUGGAAUCUUCGAUGACUGGGGCCCCAAGGGGCAGAAGCUGGUUCUAGAUGAGAAAGCCAUCAUAUGGGGAGAGAAAUACACACAGGUGCCGCCCUCAGUGUGCUGCGGCAGCUGCCUCCCUGGUUUCCGGAAAGCACCCCGGGAGGGCGAGCCUUUCUGCUGCUAUGAUUGUAUCCCAUGCUCAGAUGGAGAGAUAUCCAAUGAGACCGAUGCAACAGAUUGUAUGCAGUGCCCAGACGAUCAGUGGUCCAAUGAGAAGCGUGUGAAAUGUAUCCCCAAGGUGAUUGAGUUCCUCUCAUACAAGGAGCCUCUGGGCCUUGCCCUCUCCGGUGUCGCCAGCAUCUGCUCCUUGCUUACUCUUUCGGUCCUCUUCAUCUUUAUUCGCUUCCGUGACACUCCCCUGGUGAAAGCCAACAACCGCAGCCUGAGCUACCUUCUCCUAGUGGCUCUCCUCUUCUGCUUCCUUUGUUCCUUCUUGUUCAUCGGUCGCCCUGCCACCAUCACCUGUCUAAUCCGGCAAGCUAUAUUUGGGAUCACGUUCUCUCUCUGCGUGUCUUGCAUCUUUGCCAAAACAAUUACGGUAGUGAUUGCUUUCAAUGCCACCAAGCCGAAUAGCAAUCUUCGGAAAUGGGUUGGCUCUUCCAUCCCCAACUCCAUGAUCGGUGCUGGAUCGAGUAUCCAAACUGUCAUUUGUGCUUCAUGGGUGAUCGCAUACCCAUCAUCUCCCGAUCUGAACACAAAGGCUACAAAAGGUGUCAUAACAGUGGAGUGCAAGGACGUCUCCAUGACCUUCUUCUACAUCAUGCUGGGAUUCUUGGGGUUUUUGGCAAUCUUGACUCUUUUGGUUGCUUUCUUGGCUAGAAACCUCCCCGAUGGCUUUAACGAGACCAAGUUUAUCACCUUCAGCAUGUUGGUCUUCACAAGCGUUUGGAUCUCCUUCAUCCCGGCCUAUGUGAGCACCAGGGGCAAAUACAUGGUGGCUGUAGAGAUUUUUGCCAUUCUCUCAUCCAGCCUUGGCCUAAUUUGCUGCAUUUUUGCUCCUAAGUGUCAUAUUAUCAUUCUGAGACCUCAUAUGAACACCCGAGAAUUUUUAGUUUCAAAGAAUCAGGUUGGCAGAAAAAAUUGA